AUGUCGUUGUGGACUGCACUUUUUUCGGAUAGUAGCAGUACCACUAAUGUUUAUUAUUUUAUGUGGAGAGAGAUGAGAGAGCGUCGUAGCAACAUGAAAGCUGCGGUAAAAGUUGGUAGACAAACAGAAAUUUCAUCACCAAAGAAAUCCGGUAGAUCCGAACAUUCGAGACAUCCAAUUUUUCAUGAUGAGUUCAACUGCCGUUGUUCCAUUUGCCGCAAUUUCUACAAGACACUCAUCAAUGGGGGAAGAAACUAUAUUUAUAUGAAUCCUCCUCUUUGUCUUCCGAAGGAGAAAGUUGUUAAACCCUUUGUCCAUAACUGGAUCAAGCUUGGAGAUCGAGUGGUUGUAAAAGAGAAAUUUUCAGGUCAGCAAAAUCAAGUAGAUCUAUCCAUAAGCGUGCACAGACAGCGCCACCUAUUGGUCGGAAAUCAAGUGAGAAAAAGACAUCACCAACAUUCGGAAUUCAGACCCAAAAAGGAUCUGGUCUUAGGGAUGUAGAUAAGAAGGCCAAAGGACAGCUUCCAUCUGAAGCAAUAAGGCAUGUGAAUCGUUGGAGUCAAGAAUAUGGUCAAGAACAAGCUGAUAAAAUGGCGGCAAUGCUACAAAAACUCUACAUAUCCAGGGGAAAGAGAAAGAAAGAGAAAAAAGUAAAGAGAGUUAUACCCAUGCGAGCUAAUAGUAACACACGCCAUACAGAGAGGCAAUAUCAUAAAAGAGUUACUUUAAAGGAACUAUGAUACGAUCCACGAUCCCCGUUCCCCUUUUCAGCAGAUCUAGCUGUUACUGCUACAGUGUUUUAUAAUAAUAUUGAGCCAUGUUAUUAUAUAGAAUACUAGUGUAAUAAAUAUACUUAAGCAAUCACUCUAUACAGUGCAUACCUCGCCCUAUACUUGAAUAUAGUACCAACAACACAAAUAAUGGGCGAAAUUGCAGCAUAACUUCAAGAAAAUAAUGGAAUCACCUGUCGUAUUCAGGCACAUUGUUUUUUUUUUAGUGCUGCCCGAAUACAAGGGCGAUUACAUUAUUUUCUCUUAUGCUCGAUGGUAAAAAUUGAAUUUCUGUGACUUUGACCUUUCCUUCUGAAAAUUGAAUGUUGUCUUUCUUUGAUUAUUACAUAUCAUUCCAUUCAUCUGUUUCUGCAUAAACUUGCUAAGAGACAGCAGUGAAUACAUAACCUCCUUGGCGGAGGUAAUAAAUCAAAUGGUGCAACUGUAUAAUCACAACUCAGUUCAAUUGUUAUUAACAUGAAAUUAUUUAACAACUUUUUUAAACAGAUAAAAAUAUUAUAUUGGUGUUUUUACGACAAAUAGUGUUUAUACUGGCUUGUAACGGAAGAAGUUAGCUGCUAUUGAAUAGUUUUUCAUUUUGAAUAUUAUAUUUUCAUACAUUUCAUUCAUUGAAUGAAAACAAAAUUUGUAAUAAAUUAUUUUUUAAUUGAA
Molecule: messenger RNA, 1442 nt
Organism: Anneissia japonica
Lineage: Eukaryota; Metazoa; Echinodermata; Crinoidea; Comatulida; Comatulidae
Exons: 4
Coding region: 1-501 (166 amino acids)
Source: RefSeq, a predicted model, not a curated record